UCUCUUCUCAUCCUCCAUUCUCAUUCUCUGAUCGCCCUCUUCGCAAUUUAGAGUUUCCCAAUCUCCUAGGAUGAUCUUUGCCUUCCCAUGGAGAUUGGGUAACACCAACUUAGUACUUUCAUCACAACCCUUUUAAUUCCCUUUGGAUAUAUAGUACAUUAUCAUUAUAAUACGACACAACAAACACCAACGUAACACACACAUUGCUAUUUGUUAUUGUUGUUCUUAUCGUUACCAUAAAAAAAACCAAACAUUUUUACAUAUUUUCAAAACAACGUUGUUUUGAGUUAUUGAAUUAUCAUUAAACCUAGCUAUCAUCCAUGGGAAGCUGCAUAUCAACGCAAGCCGUGAGGACACGCAAGAGGUCGAGGAGCCCGAAUCACAAGCCCUCCACGCCAAGAGGGCGCGGGCAUGAGGUGGCACGAAGGUCGAGCGUGGCGGCGCGUAGGUCGAGCGUGACGGCGCGUCCGCUGAACGUGGUGUCGGGGCCGAGUCCUGGGAAUAUAUUUGACAAGUACCAGUUCGGGAAGGAGCUGGGGCGUGGCGAGUUCGGUGUAACGCACCGUGUCGUCGAUGUCGAGAGUGGCGAGGCGUUUGCGUGCAAGAAGAUAUCGAAGACGAAGCUGAGGACGGAGAUUGACGUGCAGGACGUGAGGAGAGAGGUACAGAUCAUGAGGCACUUGCCUCAGCACCCUAACAUUGUUGCAUUCAAGGAGGCUUAUGAGGACAAAGACGCUGUUUACCUUGUCAUGGAGUUGUGUGAAGGUGGUGAAUUAUUUGAUAGGAUUGUUGCUAAGGGACAUUACACCGAACGUGCUGCUGCUAAUGUUGUCAAAACCAUACUUGAAGUUUGCAAGGUGUGUCAUGAGCACGGAGUUAUACACAGGGACUUGAAACCUGAAAAUUUCUUAUUUGCAGAUACAAGCGAGAGUGCUCCAUUGAAGUCAAUUGAUUUUGGCCUUUCCACCUUCUAUGAGUCCGGAGAAAGAUUCAGUGAAAUUGUUGGAAGUCCUUAUUACAUGGCUCCAGAGGUUUUAAGACGUAACUAUGGACAAGAAAUUGAUGUUUGGAGCACAGGAGUUAUUCUUUAUAUUUUACUUUGUGGAGUUCCACCCUUUUGGGCAGAAUCCGAGGAAGGGAUUGCACAAGCCAUCAUCAGGGGCAAAGUAGAUUUCACAAGAGAUCCGUGGCCUAAAGUUUCUGAUGAAGCAAAACAUCUAGUUAAGCGCAUGCUUGAUCCAAAUCCAUUCACCCGGAUAACAGUUCAAGAAGUUCUUGAUAAUUCCUGGAUACAAAAUAGGGAGCAUGGUCGAACUAUUUCUCUUGGAGAUCAAGUGAGAAUGAGGAUCAAGCAAUUCUCCUUGAUGAACAGAUUCAAAAGGAAGGUUCUUAGAGUGGUGGCCGAUAACCUGUCAGAUGAGCAAAUUGAUGUGUUUAAGCAAAUGUUCAAUAUGAUGGAUAAGGACAAGAAUGGAAACUUGUCAUUUGAAGAGCUCAGAGAUGGCCUUUCAAUGAUUGGACACGCCAUUCCUGAUCCUGAUGUUGAAAUGUUAAUGGAUGCUGCAGAUAUUGAUGGAAACGGCACCCUCAAUUAUGAGGAGUUCAUCACAAUGAGUGUUCAUCUGAGAAAGAUAGAGAGUGAUGAGCAUCUCUCUGAAGCGUUCCGUUACUUUGACAAGAACCAGAGUGGAUAUGUUGAGUUUGAGGAGUUGAAAGAUGCACUAUCAGAUGAUGACUCGGAAGCCAGUGACGACCAAGUGGUCAAAGACAUUCUAAACGAUGUUGAUUUGGAUAAGGAUGGUCGAAUCAGUUUUGAGGAGUUUAAGGCAAUGAUGAAUACAGGAGGAGAUUGGAAAAUGGCCUCUCGCCAGUAUUCAAGAGCAUUGUUGAAUGCAUUAAGCUUCAAAAUGUUCAAAGACACAUCUAGCAAUUCUGUUAAGUGUAACUAAAUGUAUUUCAUGAGGGGGGGUAGGGGCCAAAGUUCUCAGUUAAUGCCUCCUGAAAAAAGGUCAAAAACUCACAUGAUAUGCAACAACUAAGCGGAAUUCAGUAAUAUUUUGAGCUGUGUACAGUUUGGUUAACUCGGGAGUAAUUGGAAACCAACCAUGGAGAAAGUGAGGAGCUCUUGUCAUGUUGUGAUCUCUAUUAAUUUCAUUUUUUUAUUUCAUUAAUUAUUGUGAAAAUUAAUCUAAUUGAGAUCGGAAUUUGUCUUGAAAAUGGGAUGUUCUAAGAAAUGAAAUGCAGAAUUAGUGA
Messenger RNA from Glycine soja, 2253 nucleotides. Its product is annotated as calcium-dependent protein kinase 24-like. NCBI's taxonomy places the organism in Eukaryota, Viridiplantae, Streptophyta, Magnoliopsida, Fabales, Fabaceae. The record is from RefSeq and is a predicted model, not a curated record. The transcript is spliced from 8 exons. Gene Ontology annotation, cellular component: cytoplasm; nucleus. Gene Ontology annotation, biological process: protein autophosphorylation; peptidyl-serine phosphorylation; intracellular signal transduction. Bases 321 to 1949 code for a protein of 542 amino acids. Gene Ontology annotation, molecular function: calcium/calmodulin-dependent protein kinase activity; calcium-dependent protein serine/threonine kinase activity; calcium ion binding.